AUGAGUAGCGAAGGUGAGGCUGAAACAGGAAACAAUAAGCCACCUACUGUGCCAAUUAAGAACACCACUACUGUGCCAAUUAAGAACACUACCAAAUCUCACUCUAAACCCACACCACCUUGUGUGUUACUGGAUACUUUGCAUGUAUCUCAGCCGCCAUUUCAGCCGUACGAUGAUGCUCUUGUCGGUUAG
This is a messenger RNA of Paraglomus brasilianum, 192 nucleotides long. The record is from the annotation of a GenBank genome assembly. Lineage: Eukaryota; Fungi; Glomeromycota; Glomeromycetes; Paraglomerales; Paraglomeraceae.